AUGGCUAAAUCUGUUACCUUCUCUUCUUCUGCAUCAAACCUUUCAUCUCAUCCUUCUUUCACUUCUCUUGCUUCAUUCAAUUCUCUUACUGCUUCACCACUCAACCAACCUUUUACCCAGUCCAUGAUGGAGGAAGCCUUAGAGGCUGCAGAGUCAAUCAUCAAGAAAUGGGAUCCAAACUCACAGUCCUACACAAAGAUCAUCUCUCUGUUCAGACACAACAGAAAAGAAGCCAAAGAAUUCAUCAGAUGCGUCCGUGACUUACGCAGAGCCAUGCACUUUCUUGUCUCUCAAGACUCAAAAUCCGACAAGCUUGUCCUUGCACAGAACCUGAUGCAGAUUGGUAUGUCCACGCUGGAGAAAGAGUUCUUCCAGAUACUGUCUUCAAACCGAGACCAUCUUGAUCCUGAUUCAGCCUCUGGUCAGUCCACAGUAUCUAGCAAUUCGGAGUUCGAAGUUUUUAUGGAAUAUGAUGAUGAUGAUGAAGAUGAUGAUGAGCUGAAGAAGGCUGGUGAAUCCAUCUCUCAGGUGGAGAAAGCCUCAGCUCUUGUGAUGUCAGACUUAAGAGUCAUAGCAGAGACCAUGAUCAGUUGUGGUUAUGGUAAAGAGUGCAUAAAAAGUUACAAGUUGAUCAGAAAGUCUAUUGUUGAUGAAGGGCUACACUUGCUUGGGAUUGAGAAAGUCAAGUCCUCUCAGUUUCACAAAAUGGAAUGGGGAGUCCUUGAGCAUAUGAUCAAGAACUGGAUCAAAGCUGCAAAGAUUGGAGUCACAACACUCUUACGAGGAGAGAAGCUUCUCUGUGAUCAUGUCUUCUCUUCAUCCAUCACAAUAGGUCAGUCUUGCUUUAAUCAGAUUGCAAAGGACGCAGGACUCAAUCUCUUCAUGUUACCGGAGAUAGUAGCCAACAAGGAGAAGAAACAUCACCACCAUGAGAGGAUCUUCAAGCUGAUGGAUCUCUAUGCAUCUAUCUCUGACCUUUGGCCAGAUAUAGAACUCAUAUUCGACUAUGAUUCAUUAGCUUCUGUGAAAACUCUUGUCCUCUCAACGCUCAAGAAACUCAAGGACUCUAUCCACACGUGUCUCAAGGAGUUCGAGACAACAAUACAUAAAGAUUCUUCUAAAGAAGUUACUCUUGAAGGAGGUGUUCACAAGAUGACUCGGACAACGAUGAGUUUCAUAUCAUCGUUGUCUGAAUACAGCCGUGUCUUGUCUGAGAUCCUUGCAGCGCAUCCUCUUAAGACAAACACACGCUUGCUAGAAUCUUACUUCACGGCUCCUAUCUUAGAAGAUGAACAUGUCAACAACCACGCCUGCUCGGUCCAUCUAGCUUGGCUCAUACUUAUUUUCCUAUGUAAGCUAGACACCAAAGCAGAGUUUUACAAGGAUGUGUCUCUCUCUUACAUCUUCCUUGUGAACAACCUUCAUUUCGUGGUUGAUACCGUUCGUUCCACACACCUCAAGAACCUCUUAGGAGACGAUUGGCUCACCAAGCACGAGGCAAAACUCAAAAGCUACGCUGCAAAAUACGAGUUAGCUGCUUGGAACAAUGUUUUGGUAUCUUUACCGGAGAAAACAAGUGGCAAGCUAUCACCAGAAGAGGCUACAACAUGUUUCAAGAGGUUUCACGCAGCAUUCGCAGGAGCAUACUUGAAACAAUCAUCAUGUGUCAUAGAGGAUGCUAAGCUUAGGGAUGAGCUUAAGGUUUCCAUAGCAAGGAAACUUGUGCCGGAGUAUAGAGAGUUUUAUGAGAAGUACUUGCCAUUGCUGAGACAGGACAAAAACAUAGAGAUGUUGGUGAGUUUUAAGCCUGAUAACUUGGAGAAUUAUCUAUCAGAUCUUUUCCAUGGAACACCAAUACUCAGUGGCUCUUCUCAUUCUGCUUCUUCUUCUUUGUCUUCUACUACAUCUUGUUUCUCAAUUAGAUGUGUAAAACACUAAAACCACG
Messenger RNA from Eruca vesicaria subsp. sativa (arugula), 1945 nucleotides. Lineage: Eukaryota; Viridiplantae; Streptophyta; Magnoliopsida; Brassicales; Brassicaceae. The record is from the annotation of a GenBank genome assembly.